CAUAUUUUUGGCUAAAUUAAUAAGCUCCCCCUAUAUUUUCUAUUUCCCCCAAUUUCUAAAAAAACAAAAUCCCUAAAUUUCAUUCAAAGGUUUCUUCUCAUUCAGUUUAGCUAAGUCGCUUAUUCUCAAUUCUCCAUUCUUAUGCGUUUAUCUGAUUUAUGACUUGGAAAUUUCAUCCAUGGUAACCUUAAGUCUCUUUGUUUGGUGGAAAAAAGUGUUGGGACUUUUGAUGCUUUUGGGAAAUGGAGAUAAAACAAGGUUUCUUCUCAGCCUUUGAGGAAGGGGUGGUGUGGGUUAUCGUCAGGUAGGUCAGGAGCGAUGAGUCCGCCGAGAAGUGGGUCACCCAUCACCUCUUUGCUUUGGAGGAAGAACAUCUGGCUUCAUUGACUCUGUUUCAGGUAGGGUACUUUCGAUAUUUCUCACAAAUUUGGGCAAUUUCUGAAAGUUUUUCUCCUUCACAAUCUUUUCUGAUAAUAUGUGUGUGAAAGAGGAGUUGUCAUCUUUGCCCUGCUAUUUGUAGUGAGAUCACGUAGUUUGGAAUGUUUGGAAUCAAAAUUGUGCAAAGGGAUGGAAAGUCCGUAUAACAUAGUCCAAAUAUUCAAGAAGCAAGUAGAGGACUUGUAAAUAAACACUAACCUUGGAGUCACAGUUUUUGUCUAAGGCUUGGAGGUUUUCUUCAAUCUUCUCUAAAUGAUCUACAAGAUAUCAGAAGUACAAGUUUCUUUACGAUCAUGAUUAUCAGAUAAAUGUUUUUCAUUUUCCAUAAAUGGGAAGCCACAACUUCUCCAUUUCCAUGCUCCAUCGUCCAAGAACCUUAGAUACACUUUUCCAUCUGAACCUAUUAAGAACAAAUGAGCUCCUGUGAAGCAUGGUCCUGGUGAACCAACAAGAAUGACACUUGGAUCUGGUGUUCCGUGUUCUAUACAAUUCCAUCCGUUGGACGGAUUCCAAUUAUAUUCAACUAGUCCACCAUUUGCCGAAAGCAUGAAAAAAGAACCUUGCAGUGACAGUGAAGAUAACCUCAUUGCAGUUCCAGGAGAUCUUGAUAUAACCAAAUGUUGAGAUUGGUAAUGCUCAUGCCAUAGUUCAGUAACUUUGUUGUACUGGUAUAAGCGUCUGUUCCUUCCAAUGACAAACACCACGUUCUCUCGGAGCAGUUCUUGGUCAGCAAUGCUUGCAAUCUUCGUACUGGCUGGAUACCGACAAUCUUUCCAUUUGAACUUUCUCAGUGCAACCUAAGAAACAGGUUAUGACACUUUAGCAUUCAUUUUAUCAAUAUUCAAACUGGAAGCUUAGAAAUUUCAGGAUAUAUAAGCUUAGUGCCACUCAUUUUAGCCUUCAUUUUAUUAGGCUGAAAGCAUUCUUCGUAUAGUCACCUUUUGAACCUCUAAACUAGAAAAGUGGACAUAGUAUAUGUUUCCAGUUGUGGUUACCUUUUGAUCCACUUCAUUGCCUUGUAACUUUACAAGAAGCUGGCGUAGACUAGAUCAUUCAUCUUGAUACUGAUGAGCUAAUGCAUCCAGCUGGAAUCCUGGAGCUAGUGAGUAUUCUUUACGGAGACUUCUGGCAGAUAUACCUGAAGAUGUUGACAUGGUCAUAUUUCCUAACUAUGAGAGUAGUGUUGAGAGAGAUGAUGUGAAGGAGCCUUUUAGUGAAGUCUCGACGUUCAAGAAGAAUUAUGACCAUCUCACAAAUGAAAUUUACUUUGGAAACUACAAGGAAGCAACUCGUGGUAAUCCUAACUACUUUUUGACUUACGAAAAUGGAAAAUCAGUUGCUCGAGUUCAAGAUCAUCUUCGUCCUAAUGGUGCUCAUAGAUGGCACAACUACAUGAAAACCCCAAAGGAAAUGGAGGUGAUCAAAUUUGAAGGGUCGCCACAAGUCAAUUUGAUCUCAUUGAAGUGGAAGUGGAAGUGGAUAGUGAAGAUUUUUUGAACUAUUGUAAAAAUUUGAAUACAUUAUAUUUGAUUUUGUGAAAUAUAUUCAUUGCUAGAAUAUAUGUUGAACUAUUUUGUACACAUAUUUAGAAUAUUGCUUUAUAAGUAUGUGUAUGUACACAAGACAUACUAUCUUUUGAAGUUUA
Solanum tuberosum (potato) is the source of this 2083-nucleotide messenger RNA. RefSeq names its product glycosyltransferase-like KOBITO 1. The transcript is spliced from 4 exons. Bases 1591 to 1935 code for a protein of 114 amino acids. Lineage: Eukaryota; Viridiplantae; Streptophyta; Magnoliopsida; Solanales; Solanaceae. The record is from RefSeq and is a predicted model, not a curated record. Gene Ontology annotation, biological process: response to abscisic acid; cellulose biosynthetic process.